Molecule: messenger RNA, 1958 nt
Organism: Diaporthe batatas
Lineage: Eukaryota; Fungi; Ascomycota; Sordariomycetes; Diaporthales; Diaporthaceae
Exons: 2
Coding region: 1-978 (325 amino acids)
Source: RefSeq, a predicted model, not a curated record
AUGGCCCCCAUCGCGACGCAUGACUCCGAAGAAGACCCAAUGGACGACUUUGCAUUAUCUUUGAGGAAUGCUGAGCGCUGGGCCGAAUCCAAGGUACCGAUUGGCCCCGAGGGCACGUUCUACCUAUUCGCCGAGAUGGCCCCCGAGAUUCGCGAAAAGGUCUGGCUUGCAUGCAUCCCCAGCCGGAUCCAUCUCGCCUGCGAAACCGUCCGAGGAAACAUUAAUGAAAGGGUGCACGGCGACCAUCGCACACUCUCAAGCACCGAGGCGCACGAAUAUGGACUCUACUCUAUGCACGGCCGCCACUGCAGGACUGUCUACCCUAGGACCUUGGGAAAGAAGAGUCAUUUUAUUUCCAGAGUAAACAAGGAGGUUUACGACAUUGCCAACAGAAAGGAGUACGGAUCUGUGUGCUCCAACCUUGCCUUUGUGUAUGUCUGUGCGGGCAUGACGUCGGGACGAAUCGUGGAGUCGCCGGUCUGGGUAAACAAGGACACCGACACCGUGCUGAUCAAUACACAGUACAUCAAUCCGGCCAGAUGGCCGGCUAAUGCAGUCUUCCGGACUAUAGACGGCAUUCUAGAGCUCAAGGAGGAUCGUUUAUUCGCCAUGGCCACCAAAAACAAGAUCAAGGUGGCCAUCUUCGCAACUAUCCUCACUGACUUGAGGGCAUCGCCCACCCUCUACCAUGAUCUCGCCAGGGCCAACCGAGUUGAAUUGGUGGUGGGGGCAGUCAGCUUCGAGGAGAUAACAGACAAGGAGGCAGCCGCCACCGGGCUCUUCGGGCUGUUUGGCGAAGAGUCAAUGUGUCUGCUCCCGGCCGACACAGUGUCUCUCCAAAAGCUGUUCAGGGCCAAGAUGGCACUGCGUCAUCGCCGUGUCGCAGAGUUCCUAGAAGGUUCUGAGCAGUGGUACGCUCAGGGUGAGUGGCCUCAGUCGUGCGAGAUCUGGGCUGCUGGCCGUCGCCUGCCUGAUUAGUGGGGCACGCACGACAGGGACACGCGGAUAUUAUGGGCUUCUGGCCGUCGCAUGCCUGAUGACCUGGACGGGUACUGCAGGAGAAUGCGGCGAUUCGCGACCUUUUUCACGGACAUCUGUGAAAAGGCCCUCAUGGCGCGGCCAUUUAACGACGUGAGGACCCAGCGUGAGUGGGGGCAGACGGUGGCAGCAACCUUUCGGGACAAGUUUGAGCCGGUCUACCUUGUCCAUCGUUGCUCUAGACCCGUCAUGCUUGAUUGCUCCAACUUUUCUUUCUGAUUUUGGAGGCAUUGUUAGUUGGUCAGAAGCGACGAGACAGCGAGUGGUUGAGGGUUCUUAGAGGAAGAGGGUCAUGGCAUGACGAGACAGCCAUUGUUAGCGAUUUGCGGACGGAGAGCCACCAGCGGGGGGAAGAUGUCAUUAAUCACUAGAGGACGUUCUGGUAGAUAUAAUUCUUCAUCGACACAGAAUCGAGCUCACAGCUGCAGUGGGAUCGGGUCUCACGGACAGGGCGGCCCCGCCCUCGCCUUGGCCUUGUCGUGGGCUAUCUUUGGCCACAGUGCAGAUGCAGAGCUGCAGAGCAACCUGCGUGAUGCAAGCUGGCAGCCAGCACAACAUGGGAAAUAAGAUAUGUGUGUUUGUUUGUUUGUCGUCGAGCUGAAAGUUUAGCCACGGGACGGCAAGGCAGCCACGUUCCUAGGAUGAUCCUCCUUCGACGAGAGCUUAGCCCGCCUUGGUUGGGCCAGCCUAGCGGGUCGUAGCCCCAUAGCUCCACUGCAGGCAGUUGCACAGGGUCCCAGACUCCCAGGCUGGUGGGGUCCUAGUGGGCCGUCGAAAUCCUCCGCCAAACUUAAUCUGGGCUGGGAGCCAGGGCGGUCGAGGGAGAAAAGCUUCGAUUGGGGCCGAGGCGGUAAAUGGAACAGUCGAACCGAGAUGCUGGGUCAGUCGAGGCUUCGAGGGGGCGGUGUCGGGCACAGAAG